Psylliodes chrysocephalus is the source of this 6524-nucleotide messenger RNA. The record is from the annotation of a GenBank genome assembly. NCBI's taxonomy places the organism in Eukaryota, Metazoa, Arthropoda, Insecta, Coleoptera, Chrysomelidae.
CAUCAUAUGAGUGAAAACCACAUUAAAACAUUCCAAAAAAUCUCCUGUCUACAUUUUUAUAUUUAUCCCCCAAAUAAAAAUUAAAGGUUAUCGCCUGUUUCUAACUGGUUUACCAUCAAUAAUUCCAUCAACUUCACAUUAAUAAAGUUUUAGAUUUCGAAUGUUUUCGUUUUGCUUCCUAACCCCCCGAUAACCGCAACAAAUAACAACAGUACACAUACCAAAUAACGAAUUUACUGAUAAUGUAGUUUAAUUAUCAAUUUCAAGCGGAAAAAUAUGCAAAAUCGUAACUAUCGAAGAUGAUCUUAUUCAGAUUAUUGAGGACCUCGGAAGUUUUUCGGUUCAAACAUUGUUAUCCCUUGUAUCAAAUCUCUAAACUUAAAGGAAACAGAAAUCUACGAAUAAAUAUUACGGAAAGUUAUGAAAGAACGAAGAAAGAAAGAUUCGAUACGGAUUUUCCGAUACAUUUUUCAAUUAUCAGUAUAGCUGCGGGUAUCGUAUUUUGCGACAUUGAAAUUUUAGAAAGGGAUGAGAAAAGGUUUUUUAAAUCUUGCUUCUUUGGCCUCAGUCACGAAGUUCAGAAGUUGAUUAAAAAAGGAAUCGAUAUUAAUAAAAGACAUCAUUUAGGUUGGACUCCUUUAUUAGUAGCAGCAGUUAAUGGUCGUUAUGAGGUUGUUGAAUGCUUAUUACAAGCUGGGGCAGAUCCCAAUCUAUCUGAUGAGUAUAUUAAUCCUAAUCGGACUGCCAAUGAGAAAGGAAUGCAUCCACUAGAAGUUCUAAUGAUUAGAGAUGAAGAAUUUUCAAACGCUUUGAAUAACAGAGCGACAUUUUUGGGUUUUACACCACUACAUUAUGCAGUUUUAACCGACAAUUUUGAUGUCGUUAAAUUACUUGUGAAAAACGGCGCUAAUCCUACAUUAGAAAACGACGCUGGCCAUUCACCAUUGAUGUACGCCAAAGAUGAAGAGAUUAAACAAUAUUUAGACAAGGAAAUUAAAGUUUACGAAGAAAAAAAAACUGAAAAAGAACUAGAAGAAAGAAGACGAUUUCCUCUCGAAGAACGGCUGAAGAAACACAUUGUCGGUCAAGAAGGAGCUAUUGCAAUCGUGGCAGCGACUGUUCGUCGUAAAGAAAACGGUUGGGCAGAUGACGAUCAUCCGCUAGUAUUUUUAUUUUUGGGUUCUUCUGGUAUAGGUAAAACCGAACUAGCCAAGCAAUUAGCAUCUUACAUGCACAAAGGAAAACAACAGGCUUUCAUCAGAUUAGACAUGUCAGAAUAUCAGGAAAAACAUGAAGUAGCCAAACUAAUUGGAGCCCCUCCAGGUUAUAUAGGACACGACGAGGGAGGACAGUUGACGAAAAAGUUAAAAAAAUGUCCUGAUGCUGUCGUGUUGUUCGAUGAAGUGGACAAAGCUCAUCCUGACGUUCUGACUGUAUUAUUACAACUAUUUGAUGAAGGAAGAUUGACUGAUGGCCAGGGGAAAACCAUAGAAUGUAAAGACGCCAUUUUUAUAAUGACUUCCAAUUUGGCCAGCGACGAAAUAGCCAAUCACGGUUUAAACUUGAGACACGAAGUCGAGAAGCUUAAACAGGAACGGUUGACCGUUCCCGAUUCGAAAGAAGGAGAGCAAAAAAUAAGCGAUACAAUAACUAUUUCGAGAAAAUUCAAAGACGAGGUGGUGAAACCGAUUUUGAAACGACAUUUCAAACGGGACGAAUUUCUGGGAAGAAUAAACGAGAUCGUGUACUUUUUGCCAUUUUCCAGGAACGAACUCAUACAGCUAGUGACAAGGGAAAUGCAAACCUGGGCUAAAAGGGCCAAAGACAAACACAAAAUCGAAAUCAGCUGGGACAGGAGCGUCGAAUCGGCUCUGGCCGACGGGUACGACGUCAGUUACGGCGCCAGAUCUAUAAAGUACGAGGUGGAGCGUCGGGUGGUGAACCAAUUAGCCGCUGCUCACGAAAAGGGGUUUAUCGGUAAAGGUUGCGAGGUGCAAGUGUGCGCUUUUUGGCCGGAAAACGCGGACGCUGCUGAAAUUAAGUUGAAGAUCAGGAAGAAAGGUUUGGAGGACUAUAUCGAUUUCGAUCACGCCAAGGUGUCGUUGAAGAAUUUUGCUUCCAUGUUUAAAUGAUUUGUCUGUUUUUAUGAUUCAGUAAUAUAUUAUUAUAUGCAACGUAUCUGAAUCGUUGAUGUGUUGUUGCAGACAAUUACCAUAUUAGUUUAAAUUAAUGUAGUUAGAAAUAAAUCGCUUAAUUCGCUUAAUUGUCAUAGUUAAUUGAUAAUAAACAGAUAGUUGUCAAAGUAUAUUUUCGCUAUAAUAUAGAAUAUUUAACAUUGUUUUCGAUUCGGCUCGAAGGACCAAAAACUAUGUUAAAUAUUUUGUAUUAGAGAAAAAUAUACUUCAUACUUUGACAAUUAUAUUUUUAUUACUUAAACUAAUAGAGUGAUUUUCUGUAACUAGUUUGGAUUUUUGGGUGUGUAGAGUGGAUGUGAUGAACUAAUUUAAUAAUAUGUAUAUUUUUAUCGUCCUUUAAUGAAAAGUUACUCUAAAUUUUAUCGAAUUAUUAUUUUACAUUAAUUUGUAAUUGGAUGAAACAAAGUAGACCUUAUGUAUUUUGAUGUGAUCUUUUCGAAAAAAAGCAAAAAAAAGAUGUAGCUGUUGUUCAAUUUUGUUUAAAUUAGGAAAAACCGGGGUUUCCAUGGUAAAAAUGCUAAUUAUCUAGGCAAGUAUCACCCCGAUAGUAAAAAUAAAUGCACCAAUCGAAAGAGGAGGCAAAAAUAGUUCGGAAAUUCAUUGCACAGGUAGUUUUAAUGGCAAAUUUCUCGCCGCCAGAAGUGCUUUUAUCAAAAAGUUGUUUUUUCGUUUCUUUGAUCAGAACCAUGGACAUGAAAUUUGCGAUGAAUUUGUUGCGAAAUUAUAAAUGUUAGACAUAUGUGCCCAUGAGAGAAGUAUACUUUAAAAAUGUUAGGAAAUUAAUCCUAAGCCUGAGUGUACGUUCCAACUUGGUGAUAAGCUUGUUUUUUGUUCUCUAAGAUAUAUAUGCAUGACAAAAAUCGUAUUUUCUAGUUACGUUCCGAAUGAGACGGGUUGGGUGGAGAAAUCUGCAAUACUUUUUGAAAAAAAUUGCAAAACAAUUUUUUCUUGAUUUCUCGUACUUUUUUCUUAAAUAACUCGAAAACUAAUUAUCUGAAUAAAGAAACUGUUUCCAUCAGAUGAAAGAGAAAAAAAGACACGAAAAACUGUGGGACAUACAUUUUUUCUAGAAUCCACUGUUUUCUGAGCGCACGUGUGCAAAGAUCGGUAAUUCUCGCGAGAAUUGAAGAUACUAGAAUUUUCUCGAGAAAAGGGGCGUUUUCUGGCAAUUGGGAGAGAAAGCAAGCUUGUUUCUCAUUAAACUUACUGAUUCUCAUAUAUUUUCAGUCUGUAAAGUGCCCAAAUUACGGAAAAAAUCGACAGUGAGCUUGUUUUUUCUCCAAUCGGAUUUAAGAGAAAACCACUCGUUUUACGAGCAAUUUUCUAAGCACAAAAAAUGCAUAGCUUUCGGUUAUAUUUCGAAUGUCAUAGGUCGCAUUGCAAAUCUGCAAGAGUUCGCGAAAACGUGGCAAUUUUUUUUUUUAAAUGUUUGCCCAAUUUUUUCUCUUUCGUUGAAUGAAUCGACAAGUCGUUGUUCGACUCAACUAAAUUUCUCACCAUUUAAAAGAACACAGUAGAAUAUCUGGAAAACUCUGGCCUUUAUCUCAACGAGAACCUGAACAUUGACUUCUAGGAUGAAUGUCAAUAGAAAACAUUAUUUAUACAUUUUUCAGGUGUUGUUGGCAAUGCGCGCAAAUGGAAUGCAAGAUUUCGGUCUCGGUUUCUUGUGAAUCCCAAAUGAAGAGGAUUAACUGGCAGCACUGGUUCUAAAGAACUGAAAAAAUUAUCCCCCCUUUCUUUGCUGACCGUCUGCAGACCUUCCAAUCCUGUCGGUCUAAAUAGGUAAGUUCACCCUCUGCAAGUGUCUGAUGACAUAAUAAACACAGGCCAGCCAUUACAACCUGGAAACAAAAAAAAAUUAUAGCACUGGGAUUGAAUUUUCUUAAUUUAGACGUACUUACUCAAUAAAUUGCUAAAGAAGUCCGAAAAACCACGUGACACAGAGCUUGCUGGACACGGUUAUUAAAAAUCUAUGCCGAUGAACACUAUCAAGCGAUUCAAUUUGUAGUAAUAUGACCGUUUAAAGUUUAAACUUGUCGGAUAGCGAACGCCGAGACCAUGGCUAUCCUUGAUGCGACGUGCGGCUAAUUUUGCGGUAAUUCUAUAUUUUGCACAAAACUCAAGAAACGUCUUAUAACAAGUCAGUAAAACACAAUUUAAUAAAUUUUAAGCCUAAUAAAUUUAGGUAUGUAAGAAAUUUAAAACUGGAAAUCGCAAAAAAAUCAAAUUACAGAAAUGCAGUGUAUACACGAGUUUUGGAUCCCGUUGAGCGCGUGUAAUGGGACUUUUGUCGGGAGAAUUCCACAACUUAGAAGAAACAUACACACUUUAAACUUUGUAUAUACAUUCAGAAGACAUGAAAUUGGGGUUUGCUCAAUUUUCAGACCAAAAAACUGAAAAUCGUCAAUUUUAGGCAACUUUUCCCAAAAACCGUGUUUUUUGGUCGUCAUUCAAUGAACAGUGGUCAAAAAAAUAGACAAAAUAUUUUUACAGAAUUUUCCUUAAUGUAAUCGUAUUCUAGACGCAAUAAAGUACUCAAAAAAAAAAAAGUUUUGGUCCAUUGGGUGCAUUUUUGUGACACUUCAAACUUUCGAAAAAAAAUUUAUUUUUUUUUUUUAGGGAAAAAAAUUUGUUUAUUUGAUAUCUUGGUCAAUUAUAGUCUGCUUUCGGUGAAAUUCACACACACAUAAGAUUUCACAUUCAAGAGUAAGUUCUGUAAGUGGCACUAAAUAAAUUCAAAUAGUUUGGCCGUUAUAGGCAAACAAUGAAAUUAGGCCCGCGGUACACUUUACCCUUCCGCCAUAUGCCCAAUUUUGGGAUUUCUCUUGCCCCCUUCUGGGAAUCAAUAGUCACAUCCCUUAAGUUUAAAACGCAUUUUUGUUUUUUCGAAUAUCUUAAUUUUUACCAAAGUUAUUAAGAAUUUAGUGUUUGAACAUUUAACAAAUUCAAUUUUUCGACCUUCGCCGCCUCAAAAUACUAAACAAAUUUCAAUCGUCCAUACCGCGAGAACGGUGGAUCGGAUCAAAAUUUCUCAAGAGACAUGAAAAUUAGCAUUUUUUCUAAGCUUUCAAAUGUCGUAAACUGCGUAUUGAAAAUAUUGAUUUAUUUCCGACAUGCGCCUGCGCAAAAUUUCGGCACUUUUGAAAAACAGCUACAUUUUAUUUUGCCUUUCUUCGAAAAGAUCAGCUCAAAAUACAUAGAAUCCAUUUUGUUUCAUCUAAUUACAAUUUAAUGUAAGCUCAAAACCCGUAAUUUAAUUCGAUUAUUAUCUUAAUCAGUUUUUUAUUGCUAUAGCAGUUGCAUUUGGAACUAUGGUCUGCAUAGUAAUCAUUCAUGUAACGAAUAUAUAUUUUUCGUUUUCCUCCUCCUUUUUUAGUUUCUUUGGCGUCAUCAUCAAAAUAAGUUAUUUUUUUCUGUUGAUAAACGAUUUCAAUUAUCUAAAUACUCUAAACCAUGAUGUAGAUUAAAGUGUAUUUAAAAUAGAAAUAAUAGCUGUGACUUAGAUAUGUAACCGUUUAAUUAGAAUAGAAAACUAACGUGUAUACUUGAAUAUCAAAGAAUUUUUACAGCACGUAGAAAAAUUGUGAUAAAAAUGCGCUGUGUUGAGAAAUAGAGUUGCCGUUAGAUAUUCAAAGUUGUUUUAUUUAUUGAACCAUUGAUGUUAGUAAAUACGGUAAGAAUUUAGACUAAUAAAGAGAAUAAACUGUGAAGUGUUUCUUUAUUAAUGAAUAUAGUUCACAACAAUGAUUUGGACAAUUUAAUAUGAUGAGGAUUACAAAAAAUAUCUGACAAAUAUAGCAGAAUCACAAAUAUUUUUGGCAAUUUAUGACAAAUAUUUGUUUGAAAACAGAAUUAUCUCUGUACAUCAAUCAGGUUUUCAAAAAGGUAUUAGUACUACUACAUCUCUAGCUAGUUUAUCAGACAUCUUGUCAUCAAUAGAUAAACAGAAAAUGUUCCUUUUGGUACUAGUGAACUUUUCAAAAGCAUUUGAUACUAUCAAUCACCGUUUGCUAAUGGCAAAAUGUUACUAUCUCUUAUCAAAAUGUUACCAAUUCUUAUGAGUACAAGUUAAUUUUAAUUAGUUUAUAAAAUUAUUUCUCAUAGUGCAAUAGUUAAUUUGAAUUUUAUUUUAACUGUAAAACAAAUCUGUUCUAGUUGAUCUAACAAAUUAGAGUUUAAACAUUACUUUUCAUUUUUGACCGACAACAAAAGGAUAUCCUUUAAAUUCUGUAAUAAUCAUUAAAGUUCGCAAGCCCUCUCACCAAGGCAAGGUUUCAAUCUAAGAGGAGGAAAAAGUGAAACUUAUUGACUAUUAAUUAUAUUGAAAUU